AUGGCAUCUACGCCAAAAGAGCUUGGGUGGAAGACAUCCAGCCUACUCCUUCCAGCAAAGCAACUCUGCUUCUCACCAAACGUGGACGAUCGCAUGAGGGGAUACACACUCAUCGUCUCGAUCUGCAGGGAAAACUCGCCGCUGGCUCCAAUAGAGAUACGAUGCCUCUGGUCAGCCCUCAAUAACCAUCUUAUCGAACGAGAAAGCCGUGCACUUGACCUUCAGCUCAGUGCUACAAAGCACCUUUUAAAGGCUGCGUCUGGGCUUCCGGAGCAGGUUCAAGUAAUCAACCAGGUCAUCUCAUUCACCUUCAACGACUCGGUCCCAGGUUUCCACGAUAUUGGUAGGUGGAAAUCGAGCAUCCGAUAUGGGGAGCUCCUACUUGGGCUCCUCGACCCUCUUAAUUACACAUUCACCGAGGCGCAGAGUAGAAAUUUAUUCUCGUCCCUCGAUCGUACAGUGCAGAACUCCCUGCGCAAGAUACGUGUCGGAGCCAUUUCCCCCAAAGAGCUUGUCUCGAUAGGUGCUGUUACUACCAGGUUCCUUCGAUUCCUGGAUAACGGACUCAGGCACCGUAUCAUAAGCUCGAGCUGCGUAUCUACACUAGUGCAAGCACUAUGCCAGUUGCUCGAAUUCUACGGCCAGGAUGAGCUGAAAACCGAGGUGCAAUGUCAACACUCUCGUCCGAUUUAUUUCGAACUCAUCAAGUUAGCAACUAGCAUGCUGCAGGACGACUUGUAUAGGGAGUCCACAUUUUCCACACUGGAAGACAUAUUACUUCCCAGCGUGAACAGCUUUGAUCCCGACCUAGCAAAAGGGGCUUUAACGCUCAUUGGCCAUUAUGUUUGGGACACGAUAUGGCCUAAAAGGGGGAAUAGUAGCCCUCCUGCAUCUGAGACACCACUGGAAGUCACCUUGGAUGUUGAAUGGCUUCUUGACCUGUUGACCAAGGUACCCCUAAAGUGGAUGAAUCGGACAGGUAGCAACGACAUCCUAGAAGUCUUGUGUCGUCUGGUCUGGAAGAUCUGUCACCAUGGAGGAUACGAGUUAAGCUCCACAUUGGCUGUGUUCUCUGGAAAGGUCGUCACGGAGAUGGGCAGAGUGCUUCAAGAGUUCAGGUACCCAAACGGAGAGAGACAUACUAUGAAUAUCCUGGAGAGUAAGACCGCUCCGCGAGGGGUCCUCGAGGUCCUCGAGUCAAUUUUUUGUCUUCCCAUGGAAAAAACUACAACAAACCCACGCCUCGACACCAUUAUGAUCGGCUUGGGGACUCAUUUCGAUGAUGGUAGUUUAUCCAGUCUCAUCACCAGCAUGGAAAGGAGACACUGCUUCGAUCCCAGUUCUGCCGACUGGUCAAUUCACUUAGGGACCCUUCUAUCAUUCUACAGACACAAUAUGAGUGGAUAUUCCAAAAGCCGCAGAUCAAUCGCAUCUUGUGUGGCUUCGCUCUACGACCAUCUAGCCGAACUUGAGGAUUGCUCCCAUCUGGAGAUUGUCAAAGAUGUCAUCGAGUCCUGGGAACUCACGCUUCCAGAAGAGGAGGACCAGGAGAUAUUAGAAUCAGCAUUUCACGUCAUGUCCGAGGAGAUCAUUCUCUCCCAUGAUUCAGAGGGAUCAUACUCGGAGCGAAUCCGAACACUCUGGACCAAACUGGCAAUGAAGGAGCAAUCUUCCUGUUUCAAACGAGUCUUGGCUAUCAAAUUCCUCAUAAUCACCUUUAAUCGACUCGCAUUCCCAUCUCGACGGUCGUUCAAAACCGUUCUGUCGAAAACGGAUCAACAACUGUCGGCAGCUGCUCUGGCCACCGCUAUUUCAUUGUUCCAAGAUCUUCUUGCACUCGUCGAGAUGACUGAGCACCAUGAAGGUAGACUGGUGGCCCGCCUAAACUGCCCCCCAGCUCGAAUAGCUAUAUUACAGUGGCUGCUGAGACUGCGGUCUGGAGCUCGACAUCGUAUUCAUAGCGUGGACGGUGAACUCACGGAGGUUAUACCUCUGGCAAAAUUUGCUGGUCGAUAUACGGGACAAGAUACGACACAAGGGGCCAAUGGAGAGCAGAGACAAGAGCAUCUGUCAAGGCGGAGAGAUUCGACCUUCAGCCUGAAAUCGUCCAUCUCAUCUGUCUCAAGGAGUAGCCCCGAGCUUCCCGAGGAUCACCUCACAAGAAAAGGGCCAUUCUGGAUGCUUCCAGAGGUCCUUGAUCCUCGAAUAUUCGAAGGGACGCUCUUUCCAACCACUUCAAUGUCAUCCUACGCGUCGUUCAAGGGGGAGAAGAGAGGCAAAUGGCUACCCAUUAGCUCAUAUCUAGCUACUAUCAUCGAAAUCUUACAGUCCGAUCCUGACUGGGAUAUUGUGUCCUUUGUCCUCUGCCAUCUCCCUCUUCAACUGGCGAAUCAGCACCUAUUCUGUGGCCCACGAGUAGACCCUAUUAUUUGUCGUCUGGUCGUUGCCAUUUGCGACGCCAUCGACGGGGACAGCUUGUACAAAAGGGUCACCAAGGAGAGGGAUAUCGGAGUAGGUCAAAAUGACGUCAACGCAAUACUUUACUCCGCAUUGGCAGUGCUAUUCAGCUACAAGGAGCGGUUCGCUGCAUACUCCAACAACCCUGGCUCUAUGUCUCUGCAGCAUCGUAUCGUUGACACCUUUGUCGCCGGUGUUGGGACUGGUUUGACGACGAGUAGACCGUGUCUCGAGGCACUUUCACUUCUCAUUUAUGCAAUGCCGGAAGCCUUGAAAAGAAGAUCGGCAGAUAUUGUCGAAAAAUUAUCACGGACGAUGACCAUUCGUGGAAUGGCCGUCCAUGUCCUCGAGCUCCUUAUUCUCUUGGGAUACAACAGGAAGCUAUACAUCGGUUCUUUCCGAAAGGACGACUACCAGAGGGUAUUUGGGGCAGCCUUGAUCUACAUUGAGGAGCACUACCGAGAACAGAAGGCCACGUAUCGUACGAACGAUGGCCGGGAGUUGUUCUCGCUCGCUCAACACCUUUUGAACGCAUCCUACCUCGUCAUUCAUAUCUGGUUCAUGCGUAUACGUGUGGAAGAUCGGCCGAGUUAUAUUCCAUUCAUCACAGACCGACUCAUCGCCGCGAAUCGAGGCAAAACCCCAUUACGAGCAACAACAAAGGUCUGCCUCGAUUGGCUAGCUAGAUAUACGUACGGGAAUGCCGACCCAAAGGUCACCCCUUCAAUGUUAUACCGAACUGUCGUAUGCCCUCAAGUCCCGGAAGGGUGGCAAUUCAGUGUUCGUCAACCAUGGCGCGAAAAGGAUGAAAAGGAACAAGAAAAUGUCGCGAAUUGCAAAGCAUGGAAGUUGGGAAGCUCGAUUAUCACUGUUGCCACCCUCAAGUCUGGUUGGAUAAGGAUGGGAGAAAGGUCACUCAAAGCGGCAGCAAACCUCGUACAGUUUGCGACUCGUGAAACCAAUGAGCCAACGAACGGGACUGACAAGGCCAUCAAGCAAAUACUCGCGACCGCAAUUGAGGAACAAAAUCAUCGAGAUGUUGACCUACCAGACGCAAUUACUGGUCUGAGUUGGAACUCUUUUGUUGACCUUCCCCCUCGGGAUACGCCGGAUCCCGCCAUUAUUACCCCAUUCCUUACAUCCUAUCCAUACGAUGAGGCUCGAAAACUACGUCGCUUCCCCGAUGUGAAAAAGCUUUGGCCUAAGCUCGAGCUUAUCGAUUCCGCUCCCGUGAUUGACACGCACAACGUCGGCGUCGUUUACAUCGCACCAGGUCAACAAACAGAGGCGGAAAUACUACGUAACUCUCACGGCUCUCCUUCGUACGAUCAGUUCAUCGAAAAGUUGGGUCGCGUUAUCAAGCCAAACGACAAUUUGGAAGUAUACACUGGAGGUUUACAAUCUGCAAAGCAUGGAAAUUAUGCUCUCGCCUGGUGGGAUGACAUUGGACAGAUUCUUUUCCACGUUGCAACCUUCAUGCCCUAUGUGGACGAAGGGCGCUGGAAAAAGGCGGAGAUCGGCAACGACCCGGUCAAGAUUAUCUGGAACGAUGGCGGCAGACCCGUUCCCUUUGGAUUAAUGCCCAGUCAAUUCAAUCUGGUCAACAUUAUCAUCGAGCCCCAUACGAAACUGCCUCGAGCAGUGUAUGAAGGUGGUUGGCCUUGGCAUGCCAAUUCGUCUUUCAAAGUUUUGCUACAAACAGACCCUCGUCUGCCACACAUUACGCCAGUUGGAGACUUCAAAAUAGUGGCUUCUGAACACCUUCCUCGUCUGAUUCGACACUACUCUCUACUAGCCAGCCUUUACUGUCACGCAUAUGUGAACACGGGCAUGGAUGAGGACUUUGUAUAUCCUCUCAAUACGAACUGGCAACAGCGGCUCAGAUAUAUCGACCAGACGGAAAGUUUGCUCGACCCAAAAGUUGACAUCAACGAAUAUAAGCACGGUUUACCGACUACGGACGUGUAG
This is a messenger RNA of Serendipita indica DSM 11827, 4425 nucleotides long. Lineage: Eukaryota; Fungi; Basidiomycota; Agaricomycetes; Sebacinales; Serendipitaceae. The record is from the annotation of a GenBank genome assembly.